Molecule: messenger RNA, 888 nt
Organism: Acanthamoeba castellanii str. Neff
Lineage: Eukaryota; Discosea; Longamoebia; Acanthamoebidae
Product: glutathione Stransferase kappa 1, putative
Exons: 7
Biological process (GO): glutathione metabolic process
Cellular component (GO): peroxisome; mitochondrion
Molecular function (GO): glutathione transferase activity; glutathione peroxidase activity
Source: RefSeq, a predicted model, not a curated record
UGCUGGUGGCGCUCGUGCUCGCUCGGGCUUCCAGCUCACAUCAGGAAGCUCGGCCGCCACUUCUUGGGAUAUUGCGGGCCACCAAGGCGAACACGCGCGCAAGGGAAAAAAUUGGGGGAGCUCGUCCGCCUGGAGGAGGGCGAGUGGCGCGGCCUGGUGACGGUGGUGCUGCGUCCCUUCUUCCUCGGCGCGGUCAUGCAGGCCACCGACAACAAGCCCCCCGCCCUGGUGCCCGCCAAGGGCCGCUACAUGGGCCGCGACCUGAACCGCCUCUCGCGCGCACUGGGCCUCCGCGUGCGGAUACCCUCCCGAUUCCCGGCCCUGACCCUCCUCGCCCAGCGGGUACUCGUCGCCCUCGACCGCCACGACCGUGCCUCCACCAGCGGUGCCCAAGGCCAGCGCCGCCUGCGCGCCGUGAGCAAGCGUCUGUGGCAGAUCUACUGGGAGGAGGACGGCGACCUCAACGACGUCCCCACUCUCACUGCCGCGCUCGUUGCGAGCGGCUGCACCGAGGAGGAGGCCGCCCUCCUUCUCCAGAACGCACCAAGUGCGGAGGUGAAGGACGAGCUGAAGGCGGCGACCGACGAGGCCGUGAAGCGCGGCGCGUUUGGCGCGCCCAUCUUCUUCGUGCGCCGCGCCAGCGAGCCCACGGAGAAGGCGCAGAUGCACUUCGGAGCGGACAGAUGGGGAGGGAGUGGCACUUCGCCCCGCAGAAGAACAACCUCUAGAGAUCACCCGUUCGUUGUGUCCUGGAUCGGGGAUCUCGUUCCUCAGCACGAACAAGGGCUCAAAGUCUGCCAACCGUACCUGGAGUUCCACUCGUGCGUGGCGAAGAUCUUCUCGAUCUUCCAGUGGGCCAGGAGCAUGGGCAGCCGAAGCUUGCCGUAG